AUGGCUUCUAUCUCUGCUGUUCAUAAGACCACCUCGGUCUCCAUUGCCCCUCCCGCCUCUGCAGAUGCCUUCGCUGCCUACUCUCAGGACAUUUCGCGUGCCAUCAUGACUGCGACCCACACUAAACCAUCCAAGCUCCACCAGAGCUCCAUCGACGGCAUGCCCCCGGCUCCUCCACCUUCGCCUGUAUCUUUCGCCAUCGACAGUAAUCGGAAGGCCUCCCAGCAUGAGAAGAUCCCCAGCUUGAGCCUUGAGUAG
This is a messenger RNA of Penicillium macrosclerotiorum, 258 nucleotides long. RefSeq lists its product as uncharacterized. The record is from RefSeq and is a predicted model, not a curated record. The coding region runs from base 1 to 258 and encodes 85 amino acids. The transcript has a single exon. NCBI's taxonomy places the organism in Eukaryota, Fungi, Ascomycota, Eurotiomycetes, Eurotiales, Aspergillaceae.